This is a messenger RNA of Platichthys flesus (European flounder), 2385 nucleotides long. RefSeq names its product RUN domain containing 3Ab (gene rundc3ab). Gene Ontology annotation, cellular component: cytosol. The transcript has 11 exons. NCBI's taxonomy places the organism in Eukaryota, Metazoa, Chordata, Actinopteri, Pleuronectiformes, Pleuronectidae. The record is from RefSeq and is a predicted model, not a curated record. Bases 123 to 1385 code for a protein of 420 amino acids.
CCUCUCCGGCUUCCAGAAGCGGUGAGUGUGGGGGGGAGCCAACAGGGAGGGGUCCUUCCAUACCCUUCCUCCUCCUCCUCCUCCUCCAACUCCUCCUGCCACCCGGCGUUGUGCAGGCAGCGAUGGCCACGGGAGAAGUGUCGAAGAAAGCGUCGGUGAGGAACGUGUCGGUGGAGAGAAAGAACCUCAUCACCGUUUGCAGAUUCUCGAUAAAGACGCUGUUGGAGAAAUACACAGCCGAGCCCAUCGAUGAUUCAUCCGAGGAGUUCAUCAAUUUCGCCGCCAUCCUCGAGCAGAUCCUCAGCCACCGAUUCAAAGGCUCUGGCAGCUGGUUCGAUGGACAGAGGAGUUACUGGGACUACGUCCGCCUUGCAUGUGCCAAAGUCCCCAACAGCUGCAUCGGCAGCAUCGAGAGCAUGGAAAACAUCAGCACCUCACGAGCCAAGGGCCGAGCCUGGGUGAGAGUCGCCCUGAUGGAGAAGAGACUGUCUGAAUACAUCGUUACUGCUCUGAGGGACAGCAGAACAACCAGGAGGUUAUACGCAGAAGGAGCCAUCAUGUUGAGGGAGGAAGCCACAGUUCUUACAGGGAUGCUCAUCGGUCUCGGAGCCAUAGACUUCAGUUUCUGUCUGAAGGGGGAGGCCUUGGACGGGAAAUCUGCGGCAGUGAUCGAUUACACACCGUACUUGAAAUUCACACAAAGCUACGACUACCAGAGUGAUGAUGACGAUCAGCACAGUGUCGACAGCAGCAUGAGCGAUGACAGCGUCCCCGAUCACCCCUACAUCCCCCUGGUCACUGACGAGGAGAGCUGGAGCACAAAGUGUCGCAAGAUGGAGCAGAGGUUCAAGAUUGUCAAUGCUCAGAAGGGUUACCUGGAGGAGCUUGUGCGCCUGCGUGAGUCCCAGCUGAAGAACACGGAGUCGGAGAACAAGAGCCUGAAGACCCGGCUGGAGGAGAUAAGGAGCCAGAGCCAUCUGGAGAAGAAGGAGCUGGAGGCCGUCAUCCUGGAGCUUCAGGAGCAACUGACAAGCUUGAUUCCAUGUGAUUCCAAUCAUCUGGCCAAGAACCUCUCGAUACCCCUGAUCAACGAGUGGCCGGCACUGCAGCCGUACAACAACCAAGCGGACGUCAAGCUGUUCCGCAGGAGGAGCUUCCCCAGCACGGAGCUGCUGUCAGUGGAGCUCAGCCUGGAUUCAGACUCUCAUAGGACGGGGAAACAGAACGGAGACUGGUGCACAGAAAAGGACUACACCCCCUCCAUGAUGGGCCUGUGUGGGUCCUUGGCCUCUAUCCCGAGCUGCAAGUCUCUAAACAGCCUCAAGUCCAGUGAGUGCCUGGUUGACAUCAGCACAGAAAACAGUCCUGCGCUCUCUCCCAGCUAGGGGGCGCCAAAGAAAAACUGCCAACCACUCAACAAACAGACAAUUCAAAAAACAAAAAGAGGACUUUUGGUAGGCGUAUACAAACGCCUUGUCUUUUCGCGGCCCUCGACUGCGUCCAGUUACCUUUUACGCUCCGAGCACGGCACACUCUCUAGCUACACCUUUCAAGCGUUUGAGGAAGAGUGGCCUCCCCGUCUGGGACUGUCCCAACAAAGACGCAGGGAUCAGCUGCUGUGCUGCCCGACGGCCUCCCUCACUUUCACUGUCUCUCAUUGUCUUGACAUGAUUAAGCCUCCUGGAAUGCAAACAACUGGUUCAUGUUUGACCUCUCUUGCAUCACCACACUUGAUUUUGUGCAAUGGCAGUUCUGCAUCUGUACCGGUCCCACUCGUCCAAUACUCACUGUAGGGGUUGUUCUGUAUGUCCCUGUCUGUUUGUCAGUGUCUUAUCAGUCGUUCAGUGUGUCUGCUGCAAAAUACAGGCAGGUCUGUUGAGCUGUUUUACGAAACAGAAAGAAUGUUUUUGCCAUAUUACAAGAGAUAAAAAAGGGAGGUUGUUGAUGUUAGGAUGAAUGCCAGUAUAGACCUUAUUCAAUCAUACAGUAGGUUAGAUUCAGGUUUGAGGAUGUGACACAAAUGAUCUCUAAGGUUUGCAGGGGCACUACGAUGUGAACAUAAAAAAAUAAAGAUGUAAUAUCUAUUGCAUACAAAUGCAAAAAUGCAUUGUGACUAUGCAGCGUGAAUGUUUUCUUUUUCUUUUUCAACAAACCUGGCUCGAUAGAAUAGUUUGAGAGAAAAGGUGAAUGUGUAACGUGCGUGUGUGUCAUCAGGUUUUUGUCUUAAUUUUUGUCUCCUUGUGAUCGUUACUUUUUUGUACUGUAAUUCAUUUUAUGUCAUGGAGUACUUACCAAUGUGAUUUAGCGUCAUGUAAAUUGCUAUCUCAUGCAGGGUUUGUUGAGAGUUGUGUUAUGAUGUGUUAUUUAAAUCUGCAAUAAAACUGC